Chara braunii is the source of this 1095-nucleotide messenger RNA. The record is from the annotation of a GenBank genome assembly. Lineage: Eukaryota; Viridiplantae; Streptophyta; Charophyceae; Charales; Characeae.
GCCGAUUUGUCGUUUUGGCAAUUGCUGAGUGGCACCAUAGUGGUUAGUUAUUUCCGUCACUGUCGAAUCGCUGUCGGAUCGCUGUCGAACUUGAGGGUGCCGACGAGGCGAUAUGACGCCACGUCAUCAUCUGUCGUCUGAUCGGGACACAAUGGCAGGUGGGCAAGUGAGAGGGAGCGAGCGCGAGAGGUCGGCCAUCUUGUCCGCGCUGGCGCUCGCCUCCGCACUUCCUCACCCAUCCUCUUGCUGCGGAAGCGCGGGAAGCGCCCGGAUACGCGCGCGGGAAUCAACCGGGGCUGCCAUCCCGUCAGAUCUGCCGCUCUGUCCGCUGAUCCUCCGUCAUCUGCCGGCUCAGCAGCGUCGGCGCGCAGCGGCCUCUUCCGAGCGCCGAGCGGAGACUCCUGCGGCGCACCUCCGCGCGCUUGUUUGCGAUCGAGUGGCGGAGUUUCAGUCUGCACUGGGGCGCGCGUUAUCGAAUCUUAGGAAGGUACUGCUCUUACCGGCGGCUUUUGGCGCCCAAAACGGCGGCGCGCUGCUUGACAGAAGAUGGCUCAUGAAACUCGGACUACUCAAACCGGACCUCGAAGAUGUCGACAACGACGCCGCCGUUGAUGUCCUUAACAUUCUCAGCUCCAGAGAUUCCUCAUCACAUGCUUACGAUCCGCUUAGAUCACACGGCUUCGCCGCAAUCAUUCCGGGGAAUUCGGCGGCGGAAUUAGUGGUGACAACAGGGAUUUUCAACUUUCUAAAUAUAUAUAACACUCUGCUAAUUGUGCGGCUCGUACUGACCUGGUUUCCUAAUCCUCCUCAAGCCCUCGUCAAUCCUCUCAGCACGGUAUGCGACCCGUACCUAAACCUAUUUCGUGGCAUUAUACCGCCUCUUGGGGGUUCGUUGGACUUUUCGCCGAUCCUUGCGUUUCUCACCCUGAACAUUUUCACUAGCACUGCUGCGGCACUUCCUGCUGAGUUGCCUACUGAAGAAGGCAAGCCUGAUAGCGACAUUUCAAGAGGGAAGCUGACGUGGCGACAGAAGCAGCAGCUCAAGAAGGGAAGCCCCAUCCGAAACUGAGUCGUGACCAGUGGUUUAAGUAAACU